This is a messenger RNA of Scutellospora calospora, 408 nucleotides long. The record is from the annotation of a GenBank genome assembly. Lineage: Eukaryota; Fungi; Glomeromycota; Glomeromycetes; Diversisporales; Gigasporaceae.
AUGUGCUUGUCUACUGUAGUUGUAACAGAAGAAGAAAAACUGGUUUUAACUUUUACUGAUGUUUUUGGAUUUGUUGGUGGCUUUUUUACAUUAGCAACUUUAAUUUUUGUGCAACUAUUCGGUGAAUCUACCAGACGUCCAUGGGGCAUUGUGCAAUCUCUUUACUGCUGUGGUAUCAAGCGGAGCAUCCAAAAUACUCUUUAUGAUCAUCUAAAAGGUCAUAUUCCAUUUGCUGAUAAAGGUAUUCAUUUGGAGUUUCCUCCUGAACGAAUUGAAGAUCGAAUAAAUGCAAUUGAACAACGGCAUAAAGCUUUGGAAUUGUUUCUUCAAGAUUAUGUUAUUAAUGUUGACUUCCUUUAUAAUAAUGAAUAUUCAAAGAUUAAAAAUGUUGAAAUAUUAAAGAAUUAA